AUGGGUUUAGCAAGAUCAGCCCUAACCAGGGCUCUUCGUUUUCAAGUUCAAAACCAACAUAAAAUAGAUAAAGCUCUUGAGGGUAAACCAACACCUGCACCAAAACAUGAAACUACCAAACAAUUGCUGGAUAUUGCAAAAAUUGAAAAUCAGGAAAAAUUCGAACAACAUAACAGAAAAAACAAUGAUUAUCUUGGCCUUUUGAAAAAUAUUCGAGUCAAUUCAUUGGAUAUACCUGAUCAGAAUGUUAUUCCCAACGAGAAAACACUUUCAGUAAGAAGUGGCUCCUUGACAUCUGAGCAGUUGAAAGUAUUGUUUGAACAAAGGAUGGCAGACCCACAAACAUGGGACAGUGAAAAAAUUUCAAGCCAUUACAACUUACCUCUGGACACUGUUGAAAACUUGUUGAAAUAUUUUAGUGACUUUCAUAUUCAAGAAGGACCCAAAAUUCCCGAACCUCUGGCAGAAAUAACGUAUUAACUAGUCGCUAAUUAUGUUAAAUAAGUGAUAAUAAAUAUAAUUACAUGUUUGUAGACGUA
Molecule: messenger RNA, 539 nt
Organism: Xenia sp. Carnegie-2017
Lineage: Eukaryota; Metazoa; Cnidaria; Anthozoa; Malacalcyonacea; Xeniidae
Product: NADH dehydrogenase [ubiquinone] 1 alpha subcomplex assembly factor 4-like
Exons: 3
Coding region: 1-480 (159 amino acids)
Biological process (GO): mitochondrial respiratory chain complex I assembly
Cellular component (GO): mitochondrion
Source: RefSeq, a predicted model, not a curated record